CUAAAAUGAGAAUAUCCAUGAAGGUUGGCUAGAAAUAUUUCAAUAAGUUCAGAGAAAGGAAUGUCUCUACCUUGCUAAAUGCCUUCCCAUUACAUGCACCAUUAUCACACCAUUGAGGCAAAUUUUCAGAAUUAUUUGUCUAAUGAUAUUCCAAGCUCUAUAACUGAUUCCUAACUAAAGUAACACAGUCAUGGUGAAGCAGAACAUGCUACUUGGCAAAUGCUGUGCUGUUGCAGGUCACUGGUAGCUCCCAGAUUUUAUGGGGAAUAACACUGGGUAUUACUUGCUGGUAGAAAAUGAUUUAUUACUACUUGAUAGCAGAAGGGACAUUGUCAUGUAUCUGAGCAGCUCCUCAGGGCACACGCCAUGCCAGACGUGACCUUAUGCUGAUCCCUUGAUAACUGAUGCCUUCCCACCAGUUUCAGCAAAAAUCAAGACUUUUGCCAGCAGCAACCAGGACCAUUCAGGAGUUUUCCUUACGAGUAACUCCGUAACUUACAAGUCAUGAAUUUAAAAGAAACAAAUGAAGAGAUGAAUCAAGCUGUACAGGGAGAUGUGGGGCAGGGUAUUCUAGAGAGCAUGACUGCCAGUGUGAUUUUAACUGUCACCACUACAUGGAGUGCUGCCCUGACUUCAGGAAAGUCUGCACAGUGGCCAUCUCCUGCGAGGGACGCUGCUUUGAAUCCUUCGAGAGGGGAAGGGUCUGUGACUGCGAUGCUGACUGCGAGCGAUAUGGCAAAUGCUGCCCAGACUACGCCAAGCACUGUAAAGAGGCACACACAGAAAAACCAACCCCAGAGACUCCUCCAGAAAACAAAUCUAAAAGAUCCUCCACAGAUGAGGAAGAGUCACCAGAAGAAGCUGUGGAAGAUCCUGAAAUCCAACUGACCACUCCUGCUCCAACUACAGAACCUGCAGAGACAACCCUUGAAGCCACAGAGGCAUCAACUACCAUGGAUGACACUCCCCAAACCCCAGAUCUGGAGGAUCCAACCCCUGAGGCCACAGAGGAACCAGCGACUGAAGCUGACCCUCCCACUCCAGAAGCGGCAGAAGAUGUGACCCCUGAUGCCACAGAGGAACCACUGACUGAAGUGGAACCUACAGACCUCCCAACACAGGAUCCAACCCCUGAUGCCACUGAGGCAACAGCAACUGACUCUGAGCCUCCCACCACCCCCCCACCAGAGGAAACAACUCCAGAGGAGCCGCCCACCCCUCCACCAGAGGAGACAACUCCAGAGGAGCCGACCACCCUGCCACCAGAGGAGACAACCCCUCCACCAGAGGAGACAACCCCUCCACCAGAGGAGACAACACCAGAGGAGCUGACCACCCCGCCACCAGAGGAGACAACCCCUCCACCAGAGGAGACAACCCCAGAGGAGCCAACCACCCCUCCACCAGAGGAGACAACCCCUCCACCAGAGGAGACAACCCCUCCACCAGAGGAGACAACCCCAGAGGAGCCGACCACCCCUCCACCAGAGGAGACAACGCCAGAGGAGCCGACCACCCCUCCACCAGAGGAGACAACCCCACCGCCAGAGGAGACCCCCCCAGAGGAGCCGACCACCCCUCCACCAGAGGAGACAACGCCAGAGGAGCCGACCACCCCUCCACCAGAGGAGACAACCCCUCCACCAGAGGAGACUACCUCUCCACCAGAGGAGACUACCCCUCCACCAGAGGAGACAACUCCAGAGGAGCCAACCACCCCCACACCAGAGGAGACAACCCCUCCACCAGAGGAAACAACCCCAGAGGAGACAACCUCCACACCAGAGGAGAUAACCCCAGAGGAGCCGACCACCCCCACACCAGAGGACACUACCCCACCACCAGAGGAAACCACUCCACCAGAGGAGACAGCACCAGAGGAGCCGACCACCCCCACACCAGAGGAGACAACCCCAUCACCAGAGGAAACAACUCCUCCACCAGAGGAAACAACCCCUCCACCAGACGAAACAACCCCAGAGCAGCCCACAACCUCCACACCAGAGGAGAUAACCCCAGAGGAGCCGACCACCCCGCCACCAGAGGAGACAACCCCUCCGCCAGAGGAAACAACCCCAGAGCAGCCCACAACCUCCACACCAGAGGAGACAACCCCAGAGGAACCAACAACCCCCACACCAGAAGAGACAACCCCAGAGGAGCCGACCACCCCGCCACCAGAGGAGACAACCCCUCCACCAGAGGAGACAACACCAGAGGAGCUGACCACCCCCACACCAGAGGAGACAACCCCAGAGGAGCCGACAACCUCCACACCAGAGGAGACAACCUCAGAGGAGCCCACAACCUCCACACCAGAGGAGACAACCCCAGAGGAGCCGACCACCCCCACAUCAGAGGAGACAACACCAGAGGAGACAACCCCUAAAGCAGAAGAGACAACCCCAAAGGAGCUCACAACUCCUAAACCCGAAGAGACAACCCCAGAGGAACCAACCACCCCUACACCAGAGGAGACAACCCCAGAGCAGCCAACAACCCCUGCACCAGAGGAGACAACCCCAGAGCAGCCCGCAACCCCCACACCAGAGGAGACAACCCCAGAGGAGCCCACAACCCCUAAACCAGAAGAGACAACACCAGAGGAGCCCACAACCCCCACACCAGACAAGACAACUCCAGAGGAACUGACCACUCCCGCAGCAGAGGAGACAGCACCAGAGGAGCCAACAACCCCUAAACCAGAAGAGACAACCUCAGAGGAGCUGACCACCCCUAUACCAGAGAAGACAACCCCAGAGCAGCCAACAACCCCCAUACCAGAGGAGCCCACAACCCCUAAACAAGAGGAGACAGCCGCAGAGGAGCCAACAACCCCUAAACCAGAAGAGACAACCUCAGAGGAGCUGACCACCCCUAUACCAGAGAAGACAACCCCAGAGCAGCCAACAACCCCCAUACCAGAGGAGCCCACAACCCCUAAACAAGAGGAGACAGCCGCAGAGGAGCCAACAACCCCUAAACCAGAAGAGACAUCAUCCAAGGAGCUGAUCAUCCCCUCACCAGAGGAGACAACUCCUGAAGAGCCAGCGACUUUAGCGGACUCUCCCACCACCACUAACCCUGAAGAGACAACCCCAGAGGAGCCAACAACCCCCAAACCUGAAGAGACAACCCCAGAAAAGCCUUCAACCAAGGCAGACUCUCCCACCACCCCAAAACCUGAAGAAACAACCCCAGAGGAGCCAACAACCCCCAAACCAGAGGGGACUACCCCAGAGGAGCCAACAACCAAGGCAAACUCUCCCACUACCCCCAAAUCCAAAGAAACAACCACAGAAAAAACUACAACCAAGCCAGACUCUCCUACCACCCUUAAAGAAGAGGAUUCUGACUCUCCGACCAGCCCUGCAGCACUUGAUGCCUAUACCACUGCCAGUAAAGCCACAGCUUCUCCAGACAAUGCUGCAGCCACAACAGCUGGGAAGGACUCCCCCACACUUGAGGCAGGCACAAUACUUACAGAUGCCACAGUGGAAAACAAGGAGACAGCAACACCCAAGAAAGACAGAACUACUCUGCUUAAAGACAUUUUCACAGCUGCAACUGGGAAAGACACAGUUAUGGUAGCUAUGGUGACAACAGCUAAACCAGAUUCUCCUAAAGGUAUGGAUGACAUUCCAGACACAUCUCCUAUGGCCAAGCAACCUGUCACUGCAGCAGCUGAAUCAGAAACAACUUCUACAGACACCAAGACUGCAACAACAGCAGCCACAGCUCACUUUCCCAGUCCCACUGUGCUGGUAACAACCAUCAAAGAUUCAACUCCUCAACCCAGUGAGGCUGUAACACCAAAUGAAAAAGAGACAGCUACAGACACUGAGCAGGCUGGGCCAGCAGCACAUAAAGACAGCCCAGGUGCUACUUGUGUUAUUGUGGAGAUGACAACAGCUGGUAAAAAAGAGGUAACAAUCAUCAAAGAAAUGGGCACCACACCUGAAAAAGAAAUGGAAGAUGUCACUGAAAAGGUUCCUGGUAUUGACAAAGAAGAGGUAACUACAGUUACCAAAGAAACUACAACAAGAGUUUAUAAAAAGGACACAAUAGAAGAAAUGUAUCUUGUGUCCAAUGGGACAUCCAAGCCAACAAUACAUUUCCAGGAAGUCACUGAGGCCAGAGAAGAGGCUCACCCAACUGAACCUGAAACUCUGCCAGUGAAAGAAGAGCCCGAGAUAAACAAACCUUUAAUACAAGUUGGGGACCUGCCAAUGUUCCCUGGAGAAACACAAGAGAGGAAGAACGAGGAGAAGGACCUUUGCAGCGGCAAGCCAGCAGACGGCAUGGUGGCCCUGCCCAAUGGCACCCUGGCCGUCUUCCGAGGUCACUAUUAUUGGCUGCUGAACGGCCGGACCCCACCGACCACCAACCCCCGCCGGAUCAGCGACGGCUGGGGCAUCCCCUCGCCUAUCGACUCUGUCUUUUCCAGGUGUAACUGCGAUGGGAAAACCUUCUUCAUCAAGGGGCCCCUGUAUUGGCGCUUCACUAAUGGUGUUAUGGAUAAAGGCUAUCCCAAACCUCUUGCAACUGGAUUUGCAGGGUUAAGUGGGAGAAUAGUAGCAACCCUCCCUGUGGCAAGAUACAACAACAGACCAGAAUCUGUUUAUUUUAUCAAAAGAGAUGGGAACAUGCAGCAGUACGUGUACAGACAAGAACCAGCCAAGAAGUGUCAAAGAAGAGCUCGUGUCACCAUCAGAUAUCCAGCCUUUGUUCCUAGACUUGUCAUCCGGCGACGCUUCCAGCGUGCUGUGCAAAUGCCAACCAUCAUCCGCACUGUCAGGAUCAACCCCCACCCCUCUGGAGCUCUGCGCAAGGAAAUCCAAAUGACAACAUACUGGAGAGGGCUCCCCAAAGUUAUCCACUCAACUCUCUCUGUGCCCAACCAGAACAAGCCCGAUGGCUAUGAUUACUACGCCUUCUCUUACAAUCGGUACUACAGUUUGGAUAUUGGCAAAAGAAUAGCACGACCGGUUACUGCUCUCACAGGAAAGACUGUAUCCAAAGACUGGUACAACUGUCCCAGCAAGUGAUGCGCAGCAGCGGAGUUUAAAACAAGAUGCCAUUUGAAUGUCAAUGUUUUUUCUAAUUUUAUUAAUAAAAGACAUUGAAAUGUGUGCACACAA
Molecule: messenger RNA, 5141 nt
Organism: Pseudopodoces humilis (Tibetan ground-tit)
Lineage: Eukaryota; Metazoa; Chordata; Aves; Passeriformes; Paridae
Source: RefSeq, a predicted model, not a curated record